Messenger RNA from Clonostachys byssicola, 2643 nucleotides. NCBI's taxonomy places the organism in Eukaryota, Fungi, Ascomycota, Sordariomycetes, Hypocreales, Bionectriaceae. The record is from the annotation of a GenBank genome assembly.
AUGGAGUCUCGUAAUGCCAGUUCAGGGAGUGGUGGGCAGAGUGGCCGAGAGGCUUUACCCGCCAAUGUGAUUCCGCGACACUACGAAAUCACCCUGGAGCCUAAUUUCGCCACAUUCAAGUACGAAGGGACUGUCACGAUCCACCUCGAUGUGGCGCAGGAAACGACCUCCAUCGCCUUGCACAAGCUCGACCUUGAGAUCCAUGAGACCUCCGUGCAAACCGACGAGGGGGUGGCUAUCUCCUCGCCUGGGCUUGAGUACACUGAGGCCGACAGUGUCCAGACCGUCAAACUUGAUCAACAAAUCCCGGCGGGAAAGAAGCUGAAGCUUACCCAGCGCUUCACUGGCGUUCUGAACGACAAGAUGGCCGGAUUCUACCGGUCCUCCUACAAAGACGAGAGCGGAAACCUCAAGUACAUCGCCACGACCCAAAUGGAGCCCACCGAUGCCCGCCGUGCAUUCCCAUGCUUUGACGAGCCGGCCCUCAAGGCGACCUUCACGGUCACCCUCAUCGCGGAUCAUGACAUGAUCUGCCUGAGCAACAUGGAUCCUGCGUCUCAAAAGGACGUAGAUUCCCAGGUGACUGGCGGGAAGCGAAAGGCUGUCGUCUACAACAAGACACCCCUCAUGUCCACAUAUCUUGUUGCAUUUGUCAUUGGCCACCUCAAAUACUACGAGUCUACCAACUUCCGCGUGCCCGUCAGGGUCUACUGCACACCCGAUCAGAAUGUCGAGCACGCCGUCUACUCAGCCGAGCUUGGUGCACGCACGCUAAGAUUCUACGAGGAGCAGUUCGACAACCCGUACCCUCUCCCCAAGAUGGACAUGGUCGCAAUACCCGACUUUGCCGCUGGCGCCAUGGAGAACUGGGGCCUGAACACAUUCCGAGUGGUUGACCUGCUCUUUGAUGAGAAGGCAUCAAGCGCCGCCACGAAGCAAAGAGUCACGGAAGUCGUACAGCAUGAGCUCGCCCACCAGUGGUUUGGAAACCUUGUGACCAUGGAUUUCUGGGACGGGCUCUGGCUCAAGGAAGGGUUUGCCACCUGGAUGUCAUGGUACUCGGCCAACGUCUUCUAUCCGGAAUGGAAGGUUUGGCACAGCUACGUGGUGAAUGAUCUUCAGUCUGCUUUGAAUCUGGAUUCUCUCCGCAGCUCUCACCCGAUUGAAGUACCCCUGAAGCGGGCGAGCGAGAUCAACCAGAUAUUUGAUGCAAUCUCGUAUCAAAAGGGCUCCUCGGUUCUGCGCAUGAUUUCGGUCUACCUAGGAGAGGAGGUGUUUCUUAAAGGCGUCACCCAGUACUUGAAAACACAUGCCUACGGCAACACCCAGUCUAUCGAUCUUUGGAGAGCCCUAAGCGAGGCAAGUGGCGAAGAUGUUGAGCGUCUCGCAGAUAUUUGGACCAAGAAGGUUGGGUAUCCAGUUAUUACUGUGACGGAAAGUGGCACUGAUGGCAAAGUCCAUGUCAAGCAAAACCGCUUUCUACGAACGGGGGACGCUAUACCUGCUGAGGAUGAGGUGCUGUACCCGGUGACACUCAGUCUUUUGACCAAAGGCGGCCUCCAACGCAAUAUUGUGCUCAACGAUAGGGAAGCCGAGAUACCAAUCCCAGACACUACCUUUUUCAAAUUCAACUCUGGUCAUUCUGGUAUUUACCGGACUCUAUAUACCCCAGAGCGGCUGCAAAAGCUAGGGCAAAAUGUCAAGUCAGGCUUGCUGGGUGUCGAGGACAGAGCCGGUUUGAUAGCCGAUGCCAGCGCUCUGACAGCGGCUGGCUACCAGGAUUCACCAUCACUCUUGUCACUGCUUCAGAGUUUCGAGUCCGAGGAGGCUUACAUUCCAUGGAAGGUCAUAACCGACUCCAUUACUAGUCUUCGACAAGCCUGGGUCUUUGAAGCCGACAAUAUCAACGCGGCGCUUGAGUCGCUCGAGCAAAAGCUGAUUGCUCGUAUUGCCGGUAAGAUUGGCUGGGACAUCACUGAGAAGGACGACCAUACAGUCCAGCAAUUCAAGGCCCUCGUGUUCUCCAAAGCCGCCAUGAGCGGAUACGAACCGGCCAAGGCGGCUGCUUUUGCCAUGUUCAAGGAAUUUACGCAAGGCAACAGAGCCGCCGUCCAUCCGAAUAUGCAUUCGGGCGUCUUUACCACUGUCCUCAAGUACGGAGGCGAGGCUGAAUACGAUGCGCUGCUAAAGGAGUACCACACAGCAAAGCAGAGUAGCGAGCGGAACACCGUGCUUCGAUGCCUAGGUUACGCAAGGAAGCCUGAGCUUAUCCAGCGUACUCUGGAUUUUGCCCUGAGCGACGAGGUCAAGACCCAGGAUAUCUACAUGGUCAUUACCGGACUCCGAAGCCACAGGGCCGGCAUCGAGGCUCUGUGGACUUGGAUGAAGUCCACUUGGGAUGUCAUGGUGAAGAGGCUACCGUCAGGAAAGCAGUUGGGCAACUUCGUUGUUAUCUCGACCAGUUCAUUGACGAAGCAAGACCAGCUCACCGAGGUAGAGGCAUUCUUUGCGGACAAGAACACGGACGUUUUCACUCUGGACCUUGCGCAGAGUCUGGACGUUAUUAAGUCGAAGCAGAAAUGGGUUCAUCGUGACGGGGCUAAUGUUGCGAAAUGGCUCGCUGACAACGGGCUUUUGGAGUAA